This is a messenger RNA of Athene cunicularia (burrowing owl), 3792 nucleotides long. RefSeq names its product complement C8 gamma chain (gene C8G). Gene Ontology annotation, biological process: complement activation. NCBI's taxonomy places the organism in Eukaryota, Metazoa, Chordata, Aves, Strigiformes, Strigidae. The transcript has 6 exons. The coding region runs from base 594 to 1073 and encodes 159 amino acids. The record is from RefSeq and is a predicted model, not a curated record. Gene Ontology annotation, cellular component: membrane attack complex.
AGGAGCACAAACUGGGCGCUGCCCACAGAGAUGCCUCCUGAGGCAGGGGCAGGGGCUGAAGCCUCUCUGGGGACCCCUGUCAUGGCUGGCGGCCGUGCCCGCGGCUCUGGCAGCCAUCUCCAUCCUCAGCCCCGGGGCUGGUGCAGCCCUUCUCAGGCUGGGGCUUGGCACUUGCCUCCCCCCACUGCGCUGGGCACUGGCCUCCAGCCAGGGCUUGGUUGAGCUCGGGGCUCCGCGGGGCUGCGAGCUGGGGCUGCAGGGGAUGCCAUGGGAGUAGAGUGCUUCCCGUCACACACCCUGGGCUGCACUGGGGUGCUCGCAGCCUCCCUGGCACUGUGAGGCAUGGGGGGAUGCCUUGGAGACCCCUCUGCGCAGCCCCUCUGCUCCAGCCUGUCCCCAUGCCAGGCUCCUGUCUGUCCUGCUCAGUCCCAGCUGCCAGCCCCCACACAAGGGCAGUCCUGCUCUGUGGGCACGCUAAGGGGCCAGGCUGUGGGCAGAGAUGCCAAGCAAGUGGAGACAGCACCGCAGUGCUUGGGGCAGAGGGGUGGUGGGAGCCGAGGUGGUGACCUUGCAGACAGUGCCACUCCCGUGCCAUGCAGCUCGCAGGGAAGUGGUUCCUGAUCGGCAUGGCCUCCCGCUGCAGCUACCUGGCAGAGCACAGCCACCAGCUAGAGGCUACGACAGUGACGGUGACUGUCCUGGAUGGGCAGAGCCUGGCCAUCAGCACCUUCAGGAAGCUGGAUGGGAUAUGCUGGGAAAUCAGGCAGCGCUACCUCCCUGCCCAGGCCCAUGGACGCUUCUUCCUGAAGGGCCGUGGCUAUGGCAGAAAGGUGGACGUGGUGGUGGGUGAGACGGACCACAGCAGCUACGCCAUCCUCUAUUACCAGAAGGGACGCAGCAUCUCUGUCAAGCUCUAUGGACGGACCAGCCGGGUCAGCGACGCCAUCGCAGACAAGUUUGAGCAGUGCAUCAGGGCUGUGGGGCUGAGUGAAGACAUGACCUACUACUUCCCCACAUAUGGGUUUUGUGACUCCGCAGACGAGUUUCACAUCCUCGACGAAACAAAGCUGUAGGUGCAGACAGUGUUGCCAAGAGCCCAGCCCUUGCCUUAUCCAGCCACUCAUGGCCACACAGGGCUGAGCCAGGGUUUGGCCAGACCCCACUGCUGCUCCACAGCCCUGGGCUCCCCGGCUCCUCCAGCUGCACCAGCAAGUUGUGCCUGUCCUUGUCCUGUUCCCCCCCCCCCAGCUUUGUGCCACCUCUCUGCUUGCAGUAGCCAGCAACACCCCAAUAAAUGCCUUGGAGAAGGGUCUGUGUCCAGGCAAGUCACCCCUUGAUCUGCAAGGCCAGCGCUGUCUCCACCUCUGGACUGCUGGUGCCCCGGCACUGCGCUCCUGUCCUGGGGGUGCAGGGGGACCACACAGCCCCCUCCACACGGCUCCAUCAUCCUCUCCCCCAGCCAUGAGGUUGUGGCAGUUUCCGGUUUACUCCCGGGUGCUGUAGUUCGUGUGAGUCUGCCCAGUGAGUGACAGAAAGCCCCAGGUGCCCACCACAGUUUGGGGAAAAGCACUGUGCCUGGUGCUGUGGGGCCGCAUGGGCUUGGGGGGCACUGGGGACCCGCUUAGGAUGAGCCCUUCAGCCUAAACAAGCCAGGACAUCCCUCGGGGACCCCAGAGGAAGAAACUUUGGUCCUGCAGUAGUCCUGCUGGUCCCCAGGGCCUCUGAGGCAGUGAAACACCCCACUCCCCUGUCCUGGCCCUGCAGACCACAUUCCCCAAGGGGCUGCUGCCUGGGCCAGGGCCCUGCCUGCACAGCCAGCACCCCACUGCAGGCCCAGGCAGGUGACACCCCUCACAUGCUCUGAGCACACUGCAGGGGCUGUAGGGGCUUGGACCAGGGUUGCAACCAGGGUAGAGUAACUGCAGCCUUAACCCUGGGCCUGCAGCCCCUUGCAGGACCCCUAUCGCCUGCACGUCCAGCCUGGCUGAGUCUGUCCUGCCACGCACUUGGGCCAGGACUGGGCUGUUUUGGGCAAGUGGUGCCAAUUCCCCGGUGCAGGCUGGGUGGUGGGAGGGGAUGGAGGGCAGCCCCCAGCAGCAGGCUGGUACAGUGCCCUGGCCACCCUACAGCUCCUGGGGCGGGGAACAGCCCUCUGCCCCCAGCGCCGGCGUUUUGCAAUCUUAGCGGAAACUGGUAACACAUGUUGUUUAUCAGGGACUUAUGUAAGGGACCGCCACGUGACUCGCCUGAAGCCUGCCCCCAUCUCCGCUGCCCAUGUGCGGGGCAGUCGUGUCCGGCUGCACUCACAGAACCCCUGGGCCACCCAGUUGAACCUGGCAGAGUCAGGGUGUUAUGGAUCCAGCUGACUUUCUGCCCUGCACCCACCCGUACCCCAGAGGUGGCUGAGCAGUGGUGGAGCCAUGGCAAGAUGAUGGGAGGCGAAGGGAGAGCCCUGCCCUCCCGCCUUGGGGAGCUGGGCUGGUGCCAAGGACCCCCCUGAGCCCUGCACCCCAUCUCAGCCCUGCCCAUGUUUAUCUGGCAUGAACCCAUUUCUGGGGUGCAAAUGCCUGGGUUGUGCCUAAGAGUCUGUGUCAAGGCACCCAGGUAGCUCCAUCCUGCCCAUGCCCCCAUCCCCAGCAGUGGGCUCAGCCUGCCCCCCACGCUGCUGCCAGUACCUCCGUGUGCCCCUGCGUGCCCCCAUGCUCCUGAGCUUGCCACCCAACUCCUUGGGCUGGCCCCCUGCUUUGCCACCCCCAGCAGAGCUGAGAGAGCGGGCACCUCCUGGGCACCCCCUCCUGCUGCUGGGCUGGGCAGGGAGACAGAGACACCCGGGGAACAGGGUGGCUUUGUGUUCCUGCCCCAGCACAGAACCACAGAGACACCCACGGGUGCCCCGAUGCCUGAUGGAGCGAGCUCCUCCUGGCACCCUGCACCCCAAGGGUGGGCUUAGACAGAGGUGAAGCCCCUAGCCCAGCAUGCAGGGGGGCCCCAGCCAGGCUCUCAUGAUGCUCAGUCCUGCCCAGCUCAGCUUUUGUUUUGUUUUAAUAAAUCUGCAGAGCUGGGGCCGGCCCGGCCCCUGGCGCGUGGUGUGCAGGGCCAGGCCGGGCUCGCAGCUGGGCGCGGGGAAGGGAAUGUGCUGGGCUGGGCGGCAGGGUGGGCUGCCAGAGGGAAAAACCAGCUGUUGUGAAAACACGCUCCUUAUGUAAAGCAGAGCUGCUGGGCUGCCCUGCUCAAAGCGUGCCACACCCAUGGGUGCUGCUGUGUUGAUCCCCAGCCCUCACCCUGUGGGUGCUCAGGGUGUCCCCACAUUAAGGAGGGCAGCUCAGCACUCACUGCUGACCCUAGACCAAGGGGGAAGAUGUUUUCCAGCUCCUCUUGGCCAAGGGUGCCGGGUGACACGUGGGGGAUGAGGCACUGGGGGUCUGUCUGGCUCCGUGCUGGUCCCCAGGGGCUGGGCAUUGGGGCUGCCUGAGGCUGGAGCCUGGCUCCCCCCCAACACCCCCAGCCCCCCCCCCAGCUCACCAUCGAGGUGCACCAGAGCUGUGCCUGGGUGGGCACACCCGGGGCCAGUCGAGAUGCUUCCUUGGGUGAUGCAGGGACUCAGGUCAGGGCAAGGCGGGGGGUCCUGCAGGAGCACCCAAAGGUGCCCACAAGUCCCAUGGGUUGGAUCAGGACCUGGCAGGCACUUGUCAUUUCCUCCACAUCACUCGAGCCCCUCUCUGUGUCUGAGUGAGGCCAUCCUGCAAGGAUGGGGCAGUCAGCAAGCCCUGGCCCCCAGUCCCGGCCCCCUGC